AUGUAAUCGUAUUUGGCAAGAAAAUUGAUAAAAACUCGUGUUUAUUAACAUGUUUCAAACACCGAAACGUCGAAAAUCGUCAAGUGAAGGUAAUGUGACGCCAAACUGCCGUGUUUUGCAAUCGAAAAGCGAAAAUGGUUCGGACAAAGAGAGCCCAAGCUUUAACAACGAAAGGGACCUUUUGGAAAAUGUAACAUCACCUUCUGAGGCAAGAAGAGGCAGGCCCAGGGCCGAAACACUAACCAGUUUAAUCAUGGUCGGUUCAACAUCCCCAAGUUCAAUAAAGUGCACCUACUGCAAAAGAGUUUUUCCCAGGGAAAAAUCACUGCAAGCACAUCUAAGAACUCACACUGGUGAAAAACCUUAUGUAUGCGAUUUUCCGAAAUGCACGAGGCAGUUUGCUCAGUCAGGCCAGCUAAAAACUCACCAAAGACUUCACACUGGAGAGAAGCCAUUCAUGUGUUCAGCUCCUAGUUGCAACAAACGAUUUACGCAUGCAAAUCGACACUGUCCAGAUCAUCCAGACUCGCAAAUAAAACGAUGUGUCGUCAAAUCGGAAACCUCAUUCGAAGACAUUACAACGCUAAGCGAGAACGACAGCGCCACCGAUUAUGAGAAUUACAGCGCCGAAGUGAAGGAGUGGCUGAAAAACUACGAGCGAAAGAACAAAAGUUCAGCGGAAAAUUUAGACACCACGCCGAAAAAGUCGUUUAAGCGCGAAGAAACCGCGUUCAGCAGCGGAAGUUCCGCCUACUUUUCCGGCUGUUCGGCCGAUAUCGAAAACUCGCCGCAAUCCGAAGCGAACACCAGCGAGUACGAGAUAGCGAACGACUUGACGCCGCUGCGAUCGUCGUCGUCGGUGAAAUUCCCCAAAAAGCGCUGGUUGAGCGAAGCGGUCCUGGACCAGCACAUCUGGGACUCGAACAACGUCCUGGCGCACCCUCUCAACUGGUCCGAGGAGGUUUUUUCCAACGGCAACGAUUUCGAAGGUUCGAAAAACAACUCCCCGGAAUCGGUGGAAGUUCAAGCCCAGCCCUUGCCCCUAAUCAAACCAAAAACGACUGAAAACGAGAACCAAAAGAGGCCGUCGGUGCUUGUGUGCGUGCAAGGCGGCAAACGCAAAGAGAUUUCCAGCGAAGAAAUUCAAGGUGCUAUGGCUUUGGUCGAGUUAAAAAACGCGAACUUCAAUUACCGCGUAUGAGUACAACAAGUUCUUGUGAUAUAUUUAGUUGUAUCCUGUUUUUGAUGUUGUGUUUCGAAAUUUUAUUUAAAAAUCGAUAGUUUUUUAAAAGGCUGCUACGUUUACUUCAUUUAAAUGUAUUCAGCCAUG
Molecule: messenger RNA, 1330 nt
Organism: Brassicogethes aeneus
Lineage: Eukaryota; Metazoa; Arthropoda; Insecta; Coleoptera; Nitidulidae
Source: the annotation of a GenBank genome assembly